AUGGUGCCUUUUUCACAAGAUAGUUUCUUCAUUGGACGGGGAGAUGUCAUCCGCCGGAUCAAAGAAAAGUCACAAAUUGCGAUUGAGUACGCAUAUCAAGCCCGCAAGGAAACACCCCACCUGACGGUCAUGUGGAUACAUGCAAGCAGCCCCGAAAGAUUACAACAGGAAUACACGAAAAUUGCCGAAAAGCUUCAGUUGCCUGGAUGGGAUGAUCCCAAGGCAAAUGUACUAAAGCUUGUAUGUGAUUGGCUGUUGGACAGCCAAAAUGGGCAAUGGCUAAUGAUAUUGGAUAACGUUGACGAAACUGAAAUUCUUCUCAGCAGCAAUCAGGAAAGUGGUUCUCUUGAGAGCUAUCUUCCACAAACCACGCACGGGACAAUCCUAAUCACAUCAAGAAACAAGAUUGCAGCAGCCAAUCUUGUUGGUGUACCCAGUGGCAUUAUUGAGGUAGAACCGAUGAGCGAAGAAGACGCAGUAGCGCUGCUUCACACGAGAGUAUCCUCUACGCAGUCAGACCCAGCAGAUGCUAAGGCACUCGUUCAAGCAUUGGAGUGUAUUCCGCUAGCCAUCACCCACGCCGCGGCGUACAUUCAUAAACUAAAAGGAGCAGUGACGAUAAGCGGCUACCUCAAUCUUUUUCGCGAAAGCGAGGCCAAUCAGGUGCGCUUGCUUAGCGAAGAUGGGUUGAAGGACAUUCGGCGCGAUCCAAGCAUACGGCAUGCAGUAAUAUCGACAUGGGAGAUCUCAUUUGAACACAUCCGAAAGACGGAGCGAUCGGCAGCGGACUUACUUGCGCUCAUGAGCAUGUUCCACAGGCAAGAUAUCCCACGAAAGCUAUUGCAAGGUACGACUAGCGAACUGGAUUUCAACGAUGCUCUGGCGCCGCUACUUGGCUUCUCUUUUGUGAAAAUUGAGGUCGGGCAGCAGGCAAUGACGAUAUAUCGCUUGGUGCAGCUAUCGAUGAGGCGAUGGUUAGAGAAAGAGAAAGAGAAAGAGAUUGAAAAGUGGGUUAAAGAAUCUACACGAGCUAUGAAUAUGGUUUUCCCAAGUGGGGAGUACGGGACAUGGGAGGAGUGUCGAGUGCUGCUGCCGCACUUCAAAGAAACUAUCAGCCAUGCCACGACCGAUAAAGAAAGUGUACAUGGGCGCGAGAACAAGCGUACAAUGUUCCAUGUCAACAACCUUGCAAUCAUACUAGGGAGACUUGGAAAGUCGGAAGAGGCAGAAGAUAUGCACCGGAAAGUGCUGCAAGGACGCAAGAAAAUGUUUGGAUGCGAAGACUCUGGGACGCUUAGUAGUAUUAGUAACCUUGCAGAAGUGUUAUUAAAACAGGGAAAGUUGGAAGAGGCAGAAGACAUGCAGCGACGAGCGCUGCAAGGACGGGAGAAGAUUUUCAAGUAUACGCACCCAAAGACACUUCACUGUGCCAAUCACCUUGCGAUACUAUUAAUGAAACAGAGAAAAUGGAACGAGGCAGAAGAUAUGCACCGGCGAGUGCUGGAGGGAUACGAGACGUUGUUCGGACACCAACACCCAAAAACACUCAACAGCCUUUACAAUCUAGGCUUUCUUUUUCAUAGACAACGGCGCUGUUUGAGAGAGAGAUGGUGGCAAAUGAUGAUAUAUGAGGUUUGUCAAAUAUCGAUAUCGAUAUCGUUCGUCUUUUUUUUUUGGGAGGGGGGAAGGAGGGCAAGUUAUUGA
Messenger RNA from Bipolaris oryzae ATCC 44560, 1704 nucleotides. RefSeq lists its product as uncharacterized. The record is from RefSeq and is a predicted model, not a curated record. Gene Ontology annotation, molecular function: protein binding. NCBI's taxonomy places the organism in Eukaryota, Fungi, Ascomycota, Dothideomycetes, Pleosporales, Pleosporaceae. The transcript has 4 exons. The coding region runs from base 1 to 1704 and encodes 567 amino acids.